Messenger RNA from Trichomycterus rosablanca, 3963 nucleotides. It is a transcript of the gene megf10, whose product is annotated as multiple EGF-like-domains 10. The record is from RefSeq and is a predicted model, not a curated record. Lineage: Eukaryota; Metazoa; Chordata; Actinopteri; Siluriformes; Trichomycteridae. The coding region runs from base 41 to 3424 and encodes 1127 amino acids. Gene Ontology annotation, biological process: apoptotic cell clearance. The transcript is spliced from 25 exons. Gene Ontology annotation, molecular function: protein binding.
AGUAGUGUCUCAUAGGUUGGAAGAACUGGUAUUUUCCAUAAUGAUGCUCCUCCUGUGGCGAGGUGUCUGUGUGCUACUGGGUCUGUCAUGCUGCCUCAUGGAAGUGACGUCAUCAUUGAACCUUGAAGACCCCAACGUCUGCAGCCACUGGGAAAGUUAUUCGGUUACCAUCCAGGAGUCGUAUGCACACCCAUUCGAUCAGGUCUACUAUACAAGCUGCACUGAUAUUCUCACAUGGUUCAAGUGUACACGCCACAGGGUCAGCUACAAGACGGCAUACAGGAGAGGAAACAAGACCAUGUAUCGCCGCAAGUCCCAGUGCUGCCCUGGUUUCUAUGAGAGCAAUGAAAUGUGUGUUCCGCACUGUGCUGAGAAAUGCAUGCACGGCCGCUGUGUUGCCCCCAACACCUGUCAGUGUGAACCCGGCUGGGGAGGAGCCAACUGUUCCAGCGCAUGCGACAGCACCCACUGGGGUCCUCAUUGCAGUAACCGGUGUCAAUGUAAAAACGGCGCCCUGUGCAACCCCAUCACGGGCGCCUGCAUCUGCACGACCGGCUACCGUGGAUGGCGCUGUGAGGAAAAGUGUGAGGCGGGAACCUAUGGCAACGACUGCCAGCAGAAGUGCCAGUGCCAGAAUAAUGCCAUCUGUCACCACAUCACGGGAGAGUGCACAUGCAGUCCGGGCUACACUGGAGCAUUUUGUGAGGAUUUGUGUCCUCCGGGCAAACACGGGCAGCAGUGUGAGGAGCGAUGUCCCUGCCAGAAUGGUGGAGUGUGCCACCACAUCACUGGAGAGUGCUCCUGUCCUGCUGGCUGGAUGGGGACUGUGUGUGGACAGCCAUGUCCUGAAGGUCGAUUCGGCAGGAAUUGUCUCCAGGAGUGCCAGUGUCACAAUGGAGGAACCUGCUCCUCCACCUUGGGCGAGUGUAUCUGCAGUCCAGGCUACACCGGGGAGAGGUGCCAGGACCAGUGUCCUAUUGGCAAGUACGGUGUAAAGUGCCGGCAGACGUGUCGCUGUGAAAACGGAGCCAAGUGCUACCACAUCAGCGGCGCGUGUCUGUGCGAGCCAGGCUAUACGGGCGAGAUGUGCGAGACCCGGAUCUGCCCAGAGGGCAUUUAUGGCUCCAAGUGUGACAAAACAUGCCCAUGCCAUGGUUCAAACACCAGAAGCUGCCACCCUGUAUCAGGUGAGUGCUCAUGCCAGCCUGGUUGGUCAGGUAUCUACUGUAAUGAAACCUGUCCCCCUGGCUUCUAUGGCGAGGAAUGCCAGCAAGUUUGCCGGUGCCAGAACGGUGCAGACUGCCACAGUGUAACAGGAGAGUGUAUCUGCGCUCCAGGUUUUAAGGGUGUCGAUUGUGCUGUAAAGUGUCCUGCAGGGACUUAUGGAGUGAACUGCUCUUCUGUUUGUACCUGUAAGAAUGGCGCUACUUGUUCUCCUGUGGAUGGAUCCUGCACAUGCAAAGCAGGCUGGCAUGGAGUACACUGCUCUAUAAACUGCCCGAGUGGUACAUGGGGACUGGGCUGUAACCUCACCUGCUUGUGUGGGAACGGUGGAGCAUGUAAUGCCCUGAAUGGCCAGUGCACGUGUGCUCCAGGUUGGAGAGGAGAACGAUGUGACCAGCACUGCCAGGAUGGAACGUAUGGUGUGGAGUGUCAGGAACGAUGUGACUGCAGUCAUGCUGAUGGGUGCGACCAUGCCACUGGCCACUGCCGCUGUCUUGCAGGCUGGACAGGGAUCCACUGUGACAGCGUUUGUGCUGAGGGUCUCUGGGGGCCAAACUGCUCAGUGCUCUGUAACUGCAAGAACGGAGCAUCCUGUUCACCUGAUGAAGGAACCUGUGAGUGUGCCCCCGGCUUCAGAGGAACCACAUGCCAACGGAUUUGCUCUCCUGGGUACUUUGGGCACCGCUGCAGUCAGGCGUGCCCACAGUGCGUCCACAGUAACGGCCCCUGUCAUCACGUCACAGGCCAGUGUGACUGUCUUUCUGGUUUUAAAGGAGCGCUCUGCAAUGAAGUGUGUCCUAACGGCAGGUUUGGAAAGAACUGUGCCUCGACAUGCACCUGCACCAAUAAUGGCACAUGUAACCCUAUUGAUGGCUCGUGCCAGUGUUACCCAGGCUGGAUUGGGAGUGACUGCUCACAGCCAUGCCCUCCUGGUCACUGGGGUCCGAACUGCAUUCACACAUGCAACUGUCAUAACGGAGCCUACUGCAGUGCUUACGAUGGAGAGUGCAAAUGUACACCCGGAUGGACCGGCCUUUACUGCACACAGCGCUGUCCGUUAGGUUUCUAUGGUAAAGACUGUUCCGAGACCUGUCAGUGUCAGAACGGUGCCGACUGUGACCACAUCUCCGGGCAGUGUACCUGCCGCAGAGGCUUCAUGGGACGACAUUGUGAACAAAAAUGCUUGCCCGGGACAUACGGCUUCGGUUGCAGGCAGAUGUGUGACUGCCUUAAUAACUCCACCUGUGAUCACGUGACAGGGACAUGCUACUGCAACCCGGGCUGGAAAGGUGCCCGCUGUGACCAAGCUGGCGUAAUCAUCGUGGGCAACCUUAAUAGUCUGACCAGCGCAGCUGUGCCAAUCGAUUCCUAUCAGGUUGGUGCCAUCGCAGGAAUCAUAGUUCUGGUUCUGAUGGUGCUCUUCCUCCUGCUCCUUUUCAUCAUCUACCGAAAAAAGCUAAAGGGCAAGGAGCCCGCAAUGCCCUCCGUCACAUACACCCCUGCCAUGCGGGUUAACGCAGACUACACCAUUACAGAUUCAAUGCCCCACACAAACGAGGGUCCUCCUAACAGUAACUACUUCUCCAAUCCCAGCUAUCACACUUUGGCACAGUGUACUAGCCCAACUCGUGUCAACAACCUGCCUUACGGAAAGACAAAGAACAACCAGUUGUUUGUUAACCUGAAGAAUGUGGAACAGAGAAAGCGGCCGUCACUGAGGGAUCACACUGGAACCCUGCCGGCUGACUGGAAACAAGGCAACUGCUUUAAUGAGCUUGGAGCUUAUGGAAUUGACAGACGUUAUUUGGGAAAAUCUCUUAGAGACCUGGUGAAAGGUGUGCCCUACCAUGCCAGCUCUUGCUCUCUGACCAGCUCAGAGAACCCCUAUGCCACAAUUAAAGACCCCCCUCUCCUGAUGCCCAAAAACACUGAGUGUGGCUAUGUGGAGAUGAAGUCGCCUACACAGAGAGAACCUCCGUAUGCGGAGAUACAGUCUGAUUCCAGUCCAACCAGCAAAAACGUUUACGAAAUCGAGCCGACCGUCAGUUCAGUCUACACACCUACCAACAACAACAAUAAAGGACCGUUCGGCCAGGACCUGUACGAUCUACCAAAGAACAGCCACAUCCCAUGUCAUUAUGACCUGCUGCCCACACGGGACAUCACCCCAUCCCCCAAGAAAGAGCUUGAAAAUGAAUGAGCUCCUAAAGGAAUGAACUAAAUACCCAUUCCCACUGCCAUGGACAUACUUUCUGUGGUUCCUCCCAAGUUCCCUGGUUGUUUGGAUCUGCAUAUCUUCAUAUCAGGAUAACCAUUUUUAUAAUGAGUUGUUUUUGUAUUUUUACUUUCAUAUAGUUUUUAAUGUCAUGAUAACCAUUUUUAAUCAUUUGUUUUUACAAAAGCAAACAAUUUACAGACCUUUAGAUAAAACAUGGAUGAACUUGUGUACAGAAGGUGGCAUUUUAUAUAUAGCAGAUCAACUUAAUCAUUCCAUCAGUGAAUCAUAUCACUCAGAAAUACAGAGCAAUACAGAGCAAACCUCAAUUUAUUUUUGUAUUAAAAUGUUCGGAGACCUGUUCAGUAUUAGAGAUUGCAGACGAGGCUGAAAUGUCUGAGUUGUUUUGCGCGCGCGCGUGUGUGUGUGUGUAUGUGUGUAAUUUCCUUUUUUAUAGUUAAAGUUACUACGAUCUGUAUUGAGAGGUUGUUAUCUGCGUUGCCAUGCAUCACCACUGAUAUUUU